Lobosporangium transversale is the source of this 1995-nucleotide messenger RNA. Its product is annotated as major facilitator superfamily domain-containing protein. Gene Ontology annotation, molecular function: transmembrane transporter activity. The record is from RefSeq and is a predicted model, not a curated record. Gene Ontology annotation, biological process: transmembrane transport. The transcript has 3 exons. Lineage: Eukaryota; Fungi; Mortierellomycota; Mortierellomycetes; Mortierellales; Mortierellaceae. Bases 403 to 1869 code for a protein of 488 amino acids. Gene Ontology annotation, cellular component: fungal-type vacuole membrane.
CUUCCUCUCUUCCUCUCUUCCUUUCUUUUUAUUUCUGCUUUCUUUUUACUUCCUCUUCUCUUUUCUUCUUUCUCUCCUUCCCUCUCCAUUGCAUACACUUCUGCUCUGCUCCUUCGACCAUUCCCACACUACAACGGAAGCAUUUAUACCCGCCUUUGUACUACCAUUUAUCCAUUUUGUAAUCCGGCUGUUUUGCCACCAAAUACACAUACAAUACCCAACCCUUGUCAUCUUGCAUUUCUCAUUGACCGUUAUCAGUCUGCAUCCUCUGCAUUGGUUCACAUGGCAUAUAGCAUGAUCAUUUUCUGAAUACUCACAGUAUAUAUUUAAAAUUCACAUAUUUUACAUCCGCAAUACAAACAUUUCGCCAUUCUUAAAUACAACAUUAUUACAUCCCAAGUCAUGUCAGAUCCUGCCAAUACUCUACACACCAAACAGGAAGAGCGAAUAGAUGAAAAAACCGAGCAUGCACAUGCGCCUCAUUCAUCAACGGUUGCUCAUCAUGAUUCUGAGUUGGCUGUCGCAGAGAGCAAGCGAGCGGGCCUUGAUUCUAAAGACAAUCUCGAUAUCGAACAUGCAUCGGUAGAGACCGAUCUGCAAGAUCCUCCGACAUUGAUCGAUGGCCCUCCUUAUGGAUGGGCAAUUGUCUUUGCCGCAUUCAUUACUCAAAUGAUGUGCAUGGGCACGAUGAAUAUCUAUGGAGUUUUCCAGACGUAUUAUUUCACAAACACGUUCAAUGGCGUAGCCUCAACGUUUCAACUCGCAUGGAUUGGCUCCUUAACGGUCAUGGCUCUAGAUAUUGUCGGUCCAUUUGCGGGCUCAAUCUCGGAUCAUUUCGGCCACAGACAAGCAGCGCUCGUAGGCGUCCUCGUUAUGGCCCUCUCCCUCGUUGCAUCUGGUUUUGCAACGGAUGUGUGGCAGCUUUACAUCACACAAGGCUUUCUUUAUGGAUCAGGCGCUAGUUUAACCUACUUCGCCGGCCUUUCACUGCCUUCUCAAUGGUUCACGCGCAACCGCGGUCUAGUCACAGGGAUUGCCAUUAGUGGUGGUGGCAUUGGAGGCCUUUGGAUGUCUCCUCUCUUGAGCAAACUGCUGGACUCAAAGGGACUCCGCUUUACUAUGAUUGUGCUUGCUAUUGCGCAUCUGAUCAUUAUGGUCCCGGUCUGCUUCUUGUUCAAGACAAGACUAGAGUCUGGUCGUCAACGCGCCAAGAGGAUCAAGCGCUUUGGAUAUCGCAAGGGUGAACAAGAGACUAAGCGAAAGUUCGUGGAUUUUACCAUUCUGAAAGACACGCGUUUCUGUUUGCUUUUUGUGGCAGGUAUUUUCGUUGUCAGUGGUUACUUCACCCCCUUCUAUUUUAUCAACUCAUAUGCCCAACAGCACGGUGUCAGUUCAUCGAAUGCUGCUCUGAUGGUUGGACUCAUGAACGGAGCCUCGGCUGUGGGUCGCAUCGUUAUGGGCUUAGUCUCUGACAGAAUUGGCCCUAUCAAUGCACUCUGCAUCUCCACGUUAGCUGCAACACUGACGGUGUUAUUAAUUUGGACUUUUGCCACUUCCGAGGCGGUGAUGUUCCUUUUCUCAGUCUUGUACGGGCUUUGCUGCGGUGCCUAUCUCUCCUCAACAGUCUCUGUUUCGGCUGCUAUUUGUGGUUUAGGCCGUCUGGCAACAGUGACAGGGAUCAUCUAUGCGGGUAUGGCUGUUGGAUCCUUGAUUGGUUCGCCAGUCUCUGGAGCCAUUCUGGAUACCAUUGGACAUAAAACCAACUACUUGGGUGUCAUUUUAUGGGCAGGUAUUGUGAUGGCGGUCGGAACCAUCAUCCUCUUUGUAUUGAAGUAUAGGACUGACAAGAAACUCUUUGCUAGAGUGUAAAUAGCUUAGUGAUGAUUUUAGUAGAUAGUUUUAUUCAGCACAAGUCAUUUUGUCAAUAUACACAUUCAGGUCUAAAAAACCUGCUGCAACGUUAUUUAAGGAAGCAUUAUCGAUGUAAAAUAAAUA